AUGGCAAAUUACCAUGACAACAGUGAUACUGAGGAAUCAUUUACAGAUCUUGAAAGUUCUGGCUCAGAAGGCGACGAUUCAAGCUUGGAUGAUUCCAGUGACGAUGACAGCGAUACCAAUACAGAUACAGAUACAGUAAUGGAUGAAACACAAUGGAGGAGAAUCGCAGAUUCUACUGCCCCUCCACCCCCUCGAUUUCCAUUCACAGGGACAACCGGUCUCAAUAUCCCAGGGAAUAUUGAAAGUAUGUCGCCUUUAGAUUUUUUCCAUGUAUUUUUUGAUGAUGAACUGAUUGAACUUAUUUGCACUGAAACCAAUAGAUUUGCUGAGCAAUGCAAUGCAGACCCUGUAACUCCACCUGAACUCAGAGUUUUCUUAGCACUAAAUACUUUGAAAGGAAUUGUGAAGAAGCCUGAAGAAUCCUUGUAUUGGUCUAAAAAUCCACUUCUUAGAACCCCAAUUUUUGCUGAAACUAUGCCUUUCAAAAGAUACAAGAAAAUCAGGCAGUACCUGCAUUUUUCUGAUAAUGAAGCAUACGAUGCAAAUUCGCAUCCUAAUCCCAAACUGAAUAAGAUAUAUCCUAUUUAUGUGCACUUAGAAAAUAAAUUUAGAACUGUCUACACCCCACAAAGAGAUAUUUCAAUUGAUGAGAGUUCUUUCUAUAUAAAGGAAGAUUGGGAUGGGUACAAUAUAUCCCAUUGA
Macrobrachium nipponense is the source of this 702-nucleotide messenger RNA. RefSeq names its product piggyBac transposable element-derived protein 4-like. The transcript has a single exon. The coding region runs from base 1 to 702 and encodes 233 amino acids. NCBI's taxonomy places the organism in Eukaryota, Metazoa, Arthropoda, Malacostraca, Decapoda, Palaemonidae. The record is from RefSeq and is a predicted model, not a curated record.